This is a messenger RNA of Portunus trituberculatus (swimming crab), 759 nucleotides long. RefSeq lists its product as uncharacterized. The transcript has 3 exons. Lineage: Eukaryota; Metazoa; Arthropoda; Malacostraca; Decapoda; Portunidae. The record is from RefSeq and is a predicted model, not a curated record. Bases 16 to 348 code for a protein of 110 amino acids.
GUGGCAGCCGUGUACAUGUGUAGAGGUGCUGCGGGACAAACAAGAGGCGGCAGAGAGCGUGAGAUGUUGUCCUUCAGUGUUCGCGUGGCCGUGGUGGCCCUACUGGCGGUGGCAGUGGUGGUGGAGGCCGAUCCCUCCCCCACCUAUCCCUACAAGCCGUGCUACCCCCAAACCGUCACCGUGACCAAGGUGGAGACGACGGUGAAGGAGGUGCCCGUGUACAAGACGCUCAUUCAAAUCAAGACGGAGACCAAGACCUCCACCGCCACCAAGACCGAGACGGAGACGGAGACAGUGAAGGUCAUCCACUCCGGCCACCACAGUCACGGAUACAAGUACGGCCGCUAGAGGACGAGGCGGCGAGGCGGCGAGGCGGUGCAGCUGGUGGAGCAGGUGGAGGCGCCACCGGUCCUCUGUGUCUGUCCUUUUCCUUGCGUGGCUGCUCUUAUCAUCAAGCCAUUUGGGAUGUGAAGAACGAAAACUUUGAAUAACUUUUGCUUACAGAAUACUCAGUUUCAUGUCUUGAUUCAGCAAUAAUCUGUGGGCAUUGUACUAGAUACACAUUCAAGAUAAUAGCUAAUCUUUAAUCCACCUUCUUACUUGUACAUGCUUUAUUCACAUCCCAUAUAUGUAAUACCGCACUCCUAUAGUCCCGCUACGGAGGUGAUGAGAGCCACGCCUUCCUUCAGAGGGAGGAGAAAGGACCUUAGUGAUUCUCAUGUAUCAAUAAAGUACUCAAUAAUCAUCUAAAGCAGUCAA